AUGCGUUGUUCCAUUUUCCGGCCUGUGACUUGUUCGAUUGCCACCUGGUUGCUCGUUGCCACUGUUGCAGGUGCCGGCGUCGUCCGCGCCGCCGCGGCAGAGGUGGUCGAUGCCGGAUUGCUCGACGCCAUCCGGGCGGUCGACGCGGGCGGCGUGCGGGCGGCGCUCGACCGCGGCGCCGAUGCGACCGCGGCGGAGCCCGACGGCACCACGCCGCUCCACUGGGCGGUGCACGCCGACGACGCGGGCAUCGUCGAGCUGCUGCUGGCGGCGGGCGCGGACGCCGCCUCGACGAACCGGUACGGGGUGGCGCCCAUCGCCCUCGCCUGCGUGAACGGCAACGCCGCCGUCGUCCGGCUGCUCCUGGACGCCGGGGUCGAUCCGAACACGACGCUGGCCGAGGGAGAGACGGCGUUGAUGACGGCGGCGCGAACCGGGGCGCAGGACGUGGUGGAGCUGCUGCUGGACUACGGCGCCGAUGUGAACGCGGCCGAGGCGUGGCGCGGGCAGACGGCGCUGAUGUGGGCGGCCGCCGAGGGGCAUGCUCACCUCGUUCCGACCAUGCUGUCGCACGGCGCCGACGUCAGCGCCCGGUCAGCCCAGGGUUGGACCCCGCUGCUGUUCGCGGUGCGCGAAGGCGAGAUCGGCGUCGUGCAGACGUUGCUCGAGGCCGGGGUCGGCGCCGGAGAGUCUCUGCCGGUGGCGCAGGGGCGUCGCCGCGGCGGCACCAGCGCCGAGCGCGAGGCGACCGGUCUCGACGCCUUCCUGCUCGCCGCCGCCAACGCCCACUACGAGCUCGGCGCCCUGCUCGUCGACCGGGGCGCCGACGUCAACGUGGCCUCGCGGGGCUGGACGGCGCUGCACCAGGUGUCGUGGGUGCGCAAGGCGGGCAUCGCCGGCAGCAACAACCCGUCGCCGAAGGGCUCCGGCGCCAUGACGAGCCUGGAGUUCGUGAAGAAGAUCGCCGCCGCCGGCGCCGACCUGAACGCCCGGGUCACGAUUCGGCCCCCGGCCGGCAUCACCCGACUGAACUUCAUCGGCGGUACGCCGUUUCUCCUCGCCGCCCGCACCGGUGACGCGCCCCUGAUGCGCCUGCUCGCCGAGCUCGGCGCCGACCCGCUGCUGCCCAACGAGGACGGCACGACGCCGAUCAUGGUGGCGGCGGGUGUCGGCACGUCGUCGCCGGGUGAGGAUCCCGGCACACCGCCCGAGGUGUUGGAGGCGGUGCAGGUGGCUCUGGAGCUGGGCGGCGACCUGAACGAAGUCGACGCCAAGGGCGAGACCGUCAUGCACGGGGCCGCCUACAAGCACGUGCCGGCGGUCGUGGCGUUCCUGGCGGAGGCGGGCGUCGAUCCCGCGGUCUGGAACCAGCCGAACUCCCGCGAGUGGACGCCGCUCGACAUCGUCGAGAACGUGCCCCUCGGCCGGGGCAUCCAGGACAACCCGGCCACCGCGGCGGCCAUUCGCGCGGUGAUGGAACGCGCCGGGGUGGCGCCGGCGGCCUCCGCGCCGUGA
Geodia barretti is the source of this 1515-nucleotide messenger RNA. NCBI's taxonomy places the organism in Eukaryota, Metazoa, Porifera, Demospongiae, Tetractinellida, Geodiidae. The record is from the annotation of a GenBank genome assembly.